AUGGCGCCUAAACCCUUCUUCCUGCCAACGCCUGCCACCUUGCAGGUUGGUGGUGGCGUGACCGUGCAGAGCAGUGAGCGCUUGGGUUUGCACUCAAGACCACCCGGGGUGUUUGGCAAGGGCCACAGUCCCCGGCCCGGGGGGCCUGCCCGUACUGUCGGCAGUGGUGGGGUGUCCCCAGCUGCUCCGCCUUCACAGGCCGCAGGGCCCCAGCUGCGGCGGCUUCGGGCCCUCGGAAUGGUGCCGUGCGGUGCGGUACGAGUCUCCGCCUCACGUCGGGAGACUGGGGACCGGGAGACAGCGAUCCCGCUGUCGCCCGCCGUGCCGGACCUCCGGACUUGCGGUCCAGGAACGCUCUCGUCCUCCCCCCCACCCCCCAACCCCCCUGCUGCCCUGGAUACCGAGGGGCUGAUCCAGGCCAUCCGCAGGAUCAAGGAGUCCGUGCCUGGGCCGCCGAGUCCAGCCAGACUUCCUUGUUCUGUGUCCCCAGCCACUGGAGAGGAAACCCACCCGCACCUGGGCGCCUGGAGGCCAGCCCCCGGGGCAGCUCCUGUGGUCAGUGGUCCAUCCUGCGGGGAGUCCCGCAGCCCUGACUUCUCCCGGCCGGUGGGCCCCGCUCCAGGUCGGGGCGUUUGUGGUAAUGGGCCCGAGUGCCAGGCAUGGACGGGGACGCUGCUGCUGGGCACGGGCCUGCUGUACUGCGCCCGGGUCAGCGUGCCCGUGUGCGCCGUCUCCAUGAGCCAGGACUUCGGCUGGAACAAGAAGGAAGCCGGCGUCGUGCUCAGCAGCUUCUUCUGGGGCUACUGCCUGACUCAGGUGGUGGGCGGCCACCUGGGGGACCGGAUCGGGGGUGAGAAGGUCAUCCUGCUGUCCGCCUCCGCCUGGGGCUUCAUCACUGCCGCCACCCCGCUGCUCGCCCGCCUCAGCAGUGCUCACCUGGUCCUCAUGACCUUCUCGCGCAUCCUCACGGGCUUGCUCCAAGGGGUCUACUUCCCGGCGCUGACCAGCCUGCUGUCACAGAAGGUACGAGAGAGCGAACGUGCCUUCACCUACAGUGCCGUGGGGGCCGGCUCCCAAUUUGGGACGCUGGUGACGGGGGCCGUGGGCUCCCUGCUCCUGGACCGGUACGGCUGGCCUAGCGUCUUCUACCUCUCCGGCGGGCUCACCCUGCUGUGGGUGUGUUAUGUGCACAGGUACCUGCUGAGUGAAAAAGAUCUCAUCCUGGCCUUGGGCGUUCUGGUGCGAGGCCUGCGGGUGUCCAGGCGCACCAAAGUUCCCUGGAGACAGCUUUUCCGGAAGCCCUCUGUCUGGGCAGCCAUCUCCGCUCAGCUGUCGUCCGCGUGCGCUCUCUUCAUCCUCCUCUCCUGGCUGCCGACCUUCUUCAAGGAGACGUUCCCUAGCUCCAAGGGCUGGGUCUUCAACGUGGUGCCCUGGCUGGUGGCCAUCCCCGCCGGUCUGUUCAGCGGGUUCCUCUCUGACCAUCUCAUCAAUCAGGGUUACAGAACCAUCACUGUUCGGAAGUUCAUGCAGGUGAUGGGCCUUGGCCUGUCCAGCGUUUUUGCCCUGUGUUUGGGGCACACCUCGAGCUUCUGCAAAUCUGUGGUGUUUGCAUCAGCUUCCAUCGGCCUGCAGACCUUCAACCACAGUGGCAUUUCCGUCAACAUCCAGGACCUGGCUCCAUCCUGUGCCGGCUUUCUGUUCGGUGUGGCCAACACAGCUGGGGCCUUGGCAGGUGUCGUGGGCGUGUGCUUGGGAGGCUACCUCAUCGAGACCACGGGCUCCUGGACGUCCAUGUUCAGCCUGGUGGCUGCCAUCAGCAGCCUGGGGCUGUGCAUCUUUCUGCUGUUUGGAGAGGCCCAGCGCGUGGACCUGAGCCCUACCCACGAGGACCUCUAGCCGCCUCGGCCUGACGGUUCCCCGAGGACCCAGUGCUGCCCGCCUCGGGGCGUCGGGCUGUGUUGAAGAGCCUCCCACUCCUGAUCCCGGGUGUGUGAGCAGAGGGGGACGGGCCCCAGCAGAGCCCGGGCAGCCCUGGUGGGCCUCAGUCUCUCCACCUGCCAGUGAGGUGAUCACGCCCUCCCCCGGGGUUCGUGGGCUGGCAGGGGUGAAUGGGAUUGGUAUUUUGAGUAGCAGCUGCACUGUCACAGUCUGUCCCACGUAGGUCUGCGUGCCCACGUG
Messenger RNA from Puma concolor (puma), 2178 nucleotides. Lineage: Eukaryota; Metazoa; Chordata; Mammalia; Carnivora; Felidae. The record is from RefSeq and is a predicted model, not a curated record.